UCAUUACAUUACGACACGAUUGCGCCCGAUGCGCGUCCGAACGCUUUGGUGAGACACGAACGUCGUUCGAAACGGAGAGAAGGGCGAUGUUGUACUCAGCGAAGAAAGACAGCUGUCGUUUCAUUUUCAGCUGAUUUUUGUGUACGCUUCGAACUGUACUCGCGUUUCAAGAGUUUCGUAACGACAAGGAGUUUUAAGAUCGCUACUCCGAUUUCGCAUCGCAGACAAAGGGCAUAAAAAGGGAACAAUCGAGAAGCACAGCUCACCGUGACGAACAAAGGGAGAUGGUCCAUUGAGCGCGGGUGGUGCGUAGUGGACUGUCGUGACGUCAGAGCGCGAGCGUCGCCGGGGCGUCGGGCGGUCAGCAGCGCCAGCACGGACCGAUGCGGCGCGCGCGGGACUGAGCUCGGCGCUCGGGGCAGCGCGGCGCUCUCGCUCCGCCAGCCUGGCCUCCACUGACUCGGGCGACGAGGGCGCCGGGCAUCGGCCGCCGCGCAAGCGGUCCCGCAGGCUGUCGCCGCCAGCGCCCGCCAUGCAGCAGCCCACGGCCAACGGCCAAGCGGCUCACGUCAACGGCGACGCUGACCGCAACGGCGCCCCGCCAGCGCCUGGCCCGCGCAUGGCCCAGACUGAUCAAGAAAUUGUUCGCCUCAUAGGCCAGCACCUGCUCUCUAUUGGCCUCGAACGCAGCGCCGCCCUUGUGAUGGAGGAGUCGGGGCUGCACCUGGAGCACCCGGCGGCCGCCACGUUCCGGGCGCACGUGCUGGCCGGCGACUGGGGCAAGGCCGACCACGAGCUGCGCGCGCUGCACGCGCUGUUGCAGGGCGAGCAGCUCGACCCGCACUCACUCGCGGAGAUGAAGUUCGUGGUCCUCGAGCAGAAGUACCUCGAGCACCUGGAAGCCGGGCGCGCGCUCGACGCGCUGCACGUGCUCCGGAACGAGCUUACCCCGCUUGGGCACGACACGGCGCGCGUGCACCGCCUGUCGGCGCUCAUGAUGUGCGCGGACCCCGCGGAGCUGCACGCACGCGCGAGAUGGCCGGGUGCCGGCGCGGACAGCAGAGCGCGCGUGUUACAACGCGUGCAAGCAGUGCUGCCGCCGGCGCUAAUGAUGCCGCCACACCGGCUGCGCGCGCUGCUCGCGCAGGCCGCUCAGGCGCAGGUGACCCGCUGCCGCUUCCACGCAGCACCGCGGCCGCCGCCCGACUGCAUCCCCUUCAGUCUGUUGCAGGACCACCACUGCUCGCCCGACUCCUUCCCCAUACACCCGCUGCAGGUUCUAAACGAGCACUGCGACGAAGUGUGGUACUGCAAGUGGUCCCCCGACGGCAGUAAGCUCGCCUCGGGCUCCAAAGACAACACCGUCAUGAUCUGGGACUACGACCCGCAGGCGCGCCGCCUCGCCUUCAGAAAGUCGUUGGAAGGGCACUCGUACGGCGUGUCAUACCUGGCCUGGAGCCCGGACGGGCGCUGGCUCAUCGCGGCCGGCCCCGAGGACUGCCCGGACCUGUGGAUAUGGAAUAUGGAGACUGAGACCUUAGCGACCAAGAUGUCGCACUCACAAGAGGACUCGCUGACCGCCGUGGCGUGGCACGCGGGCUCCGACAAGUUCGUGUGCGGCGGCGCUCGGGGACAGUUCUACCACUGCAGCAAAGAGGGCCAGCUGCUGAACAGCUGGGACGGCGUGCGCGUGAACGCGCUGGCGACGCGCAGCGACGGGCGCGGCGUGCUGGCCGCCGACACGCACCACCGCGUGCGACACUACGACUUCACCGACCUCACCGACUGCAACCUAAUUCAAGAAGAGCACGCGGUGAUGGCGAUGUGCGUGGACGCGGCCGACUCGCUGCUGUUGCUCAACGUGGCCAACCAGGGCGUGCAUCUCUGGGACAUACGGGCCCGCGCGCUGGUGCGGCGCUUCCGCGGGCUGUCGCAGGGCCACUUCACCAUCCACGCGUGCUUCGGCGGCGCCCGCCAGGACUUCGUGGCCAGCGGCAGCGAGGACAACAAGGUGUACAUCUGGCACAUCUCGGGCGAGGAGCCCGUGGCGGUGGUGGCGGGGCACUCGCGCUGCGUGAACGCCGUGGCGUGGAACCCCGUGCACCACGACGUGCUGGCCUCCGCCUCCGACGACUACUCGCUGCGGCUGUGGGGCCCGCGCUGCUAG
Cydia amplana is the source of this 2167-nucleotide messenger RNA. RefSeq names its product WD repeat-containing protein 26. Gene Ontology annotation, cellular component: GID complex. Gene Ontology annotation, molecular function: protein binding. Lineage: Eukaryota; Metazoa; Arthropoda; Insecta; Lepidoptera; Tortricidae. Gene Ontology annotation, biological process: proteasome-mediated ubiquitin-dependent protein catabolic process. The coding region runs from base 533 to 2167 and encodes 544 amino acids. The transcript has 12 exons. The record is from RefSeq and is a predicted model, not a curated record.